ACUUUCCACCUUGUUUAACAGCGUCAUUAUACUUCACAUACCAGCUUCUUUGAAGUGAUAUUUCAGUAAACAUCAUGGGCAACGAACUCCCCGCAUACAUUCUCGCCGCCCUGACCGCUGGCGGCGGCAUCACGGGCUACGUCCGCACCGGCUCCGUGCCUUCUAUCAUUGCCGGUGUUGCUGUCGGUACUUUGUACGGUCUCGGAGGCUACCGUAUCCAGAACCGCCAAACGUACGGCAUCGAGCUCGCUCUUCUUGCCUCCGUCGUGUUGGCCGGCUCGUCGAUUCCCCGCGCCAUCAAGACGCAGAAACCGCUUCCCAUUGGUCUGAGCGGAUUGGCGCUUUUUGGACUAUUUACUUUUGGCAAUGCAUUCAGAAGGGGGUUCUAAAGCAUCGCGUUUAAGGAUAUAAGCAGAUUAGCGUAUUGUGCUUCAUCUUUGAUAAUGAAAUUUUGAUUCCUGAAAGCGAAAGAAGAUGUAAGAGCUUCGGGAGCACCGAUGAUAGUAUGGUGGGAUGUGCUUUCGUGUCUCUGUGGUAAUCAAUUCAAUUAUGAGGUAGACUAGUCGUAUGAUUUGCGAUUGAAGAACAGGGCCGGGCAAUACUGCUGUCGUUAGUGGAAGGGAUGACAUUGUGCCUCAUCUCUAGUCCCAGAAUGUCUUACUGGCCAACAGACCGGACAACAAACGAAGGGGAGGGUUCAAGAGCGUUGUGGAAUGAGUCUACAAGUUGAGUAGAACUACGAUGAAUUAUCCCAAUAUCCUUUCGCCCUUGUUUCUUCUGGUAGAACUGUACAUAAAGCCCGGCGUUUAAGCGGUUCAGCCAAAAUAGCGAAAGCC
Xylona heveae TC161 is the source of this 836-nucleotide messenger RNA. RefSeq lists its product as hypothetical. Lineage: Eukaryota; Fungi; Ascomycota; Xylonomycetes; Xylonales; Xylonaceae. Gene Ontology annotation, cellular component: membrane. The transcript is spliced from 3 exons. The record is from RefSeq and is a predicted model, not a curated record. The coding region runs from base 75 to 389 and encodes 104 amino acids.